UUUUUUGAGUGUAUGCUAUAUAUAUGUGCAUUUGCUGUUAAUUAUGGUUUUGGGCCCAGAAUUUCCAUACCAGGUACAAAUUCUUUUUUAAAUAAUCGUUGAAAUGGCAACUCGUCAACUGACAUCUAAGGAUGUGGCCCAUAUACCAAAGUUUAACGGAACUAACUUCACAAAUCGGAAGUUCCAAUUGUUCAUGGUAUUAGAGCACUUUAAAGUUUUAAAAAUUGUUUUGGGAGAAGAAAAGAAGCCAGUACCCACAGUCUCAAGUGCUGGUGGCAACAACAGCAGCAACGAUGCAGACAUUGAAACCUGGGUUGAAAAAGGUCAAAGUGCAAGAAUUGCCAUCUGUGGCACAUUGGAAGUCAAAUGGCAGAGCUCCCUCGUCAAUUGUAAAUCAUCUAAUGAUAUUUGGAAGAGACUGGCUAGCCAGUAUGAACAAGCUGCUGAAGAAAAUCAGUACCAGCUGCUUCAACGUUUCUUUGACUACAAAUUUCAGAAGCAGCACUCGGUCAUGGAUCACAUCACUGCUAUAGAAACCAUAGCAGCUCAACUAAGUGACAUUGGUUCAAAAAGAACAGAAGCUGAGAUCAUCACUAAAAUUAUCUGCACUCUCCCUCCAAGUUUUCGUUCUGUCAGGUCUGCCUGGGAAAAUGUGGAUGAUUCUAAGAAAACCUUGCAGCUGUUGACCACAAGAUUAUUGAAAGAAGAAAGUUACAAUCAAGAGCUCGAGGGUGUCCAUUCAGAUGCGGCCUUCUUUGCUAAAGAGCCAGGUUUCAAGAUGAAGAAGAAUGUAUCCUGUGGAUACUGUGGCAGAAAGAGACACGUGGAAGAAAAUUGUUGGAAGAAAGCUGAGGAUGAACGUGGAUCACAAGCUAAAUUUGCCCACUCCUAUGGAAAACCUGAACCUUCGAAUCAUUCAUCUCAGCACAAACCAUCAUGGUCUGGUGAUUAUGCCUUUCAAUGUUCAAUAUCUAAUCACUCCAGUCCAAAGGAUGACAAUUGGCUGGUGGACUCCGGAGCUUCGCAGCAUAUGUCCGAUCAGAGAUGGGCAUUUGUCAACUAUCAACGCGUGAAACCUGGAUGCUGGCCUGUAAAUGGCAUCGGGGAGAACCGGAAGCCUAUGCAGGUGCAUGGCUAUGGAACCAUUCCAAUUUCAUCCCUAGUUGAAGGAUGCUGGCAUGAUGGAGUUCUCUCCAAGAAGUUCUUCACGUUCCUAACUGGGUGCGAACCUCUUCAGCGUCCGUUCAGCAGCCUGCAAUGGCUUUGGAGUCAACUUCGUUGGAGAAAAGGUUGA
Daphnia pulicaria is the source of this 1294-nucleotide messenger RNA. RefSeq lists its product as uncharacterized. Lineage: Eukaryota; Metazoa; Arthropoda; Branchiopoda; Diplostraca; Daphniidae. Bases 104 to 1294 code for a protein of 396 amino acids. The record is from RefSeq and is a predicted model, not a curated record. The transcript is spliced from 2 exons.